Mirounga angustirostris (Northern elephant seal) is the source of this 1422-nucleotide messenger RNA. Its product is annotated as Fc receptor-like protein 2. The transcript is spliced from 6 exons. Gene Ontology annotation, cellular component: plasma membrane. Gene Ontology annotation, biological process: cell surface receptor signaling pathway. Gene Ontology annotation, molecular function: transmembrane signaling receptor activity. NCBI's taxonomy places the organism in Eukaryota, Metazoa, Chordata, Mammalia, Carnivora, Phocidae. The record is from RefSeq and is a predicted model, not a curated record.
AUGCCCCGCUACGUCUAUGAAGGAGACGAGGCGGUUGUGAGGCGCUCUGGGGAAAGCAAUGACAUGGCAGGGAAAGUGACGAACUACGAGGACGGGUCUCUGCUAGCCCCUUCCUACGGCCCCUCAAGCUACACCAUUUCAAACGCAAGGCCCAGGGUCGGUGGCUUCUCUUCCUGUGAGGUCCACGAGCUGUCCUUCUGUACACUCAGGACAGGGAAAACGAGAUCUGUGUGGCUCACUGUCCAAGAGCUGUUUCCAGCACCCACGCUGACCGUCAGGCCUUUGCAGCCCACCGAGGGGACCUCAGUGACCCUGUCCUGUGACACCCAGCUCCCCUGGGACAGGUCCGGGACGCAGCUUUGCUACUCCUUCUUCAGGGAUGACCACACCCUGAGAUGAGACAGGAGCUCAUCAGAGUUUCGGAUCUCGGCCACAGGGAAGGAGGACUCGGGAUACUACUGGUGUGAGGUGGCGACCGUGUCCCACAGCGUCUCCAAGCAGAGUCAUCGGCCCCACGUGCUUGCGCAGGGCGUCCCGGUGUCGGCAGUGCUCCUGGAGACCCAGCCCCAGGGGGGACAGGUGCUUGCAGGGGAGCGUCUGGUCCUCGUCUGCUCCGUGGCUGAAGGCACAGGGGACACCACGUUCUUCUGGCACAGAGAGGACACGGGGGAGAGUGUGGGGAGCAAGCGCCAGCGUUCCCGGAGAGCAGAGCUGGAGAUCCCUGCCGUCGGGGAGAGCCAUGCGGGUGGCUACUACUGCGUGGCGGACAAUGGCCACGGCCUGGCCCGCAGCGGGGCCCUGAACGUCACCAUCACAGUCCCAGCGUCCCGCCCCGUCCUCACCCUCAGGACUCCCGGGACCCGGGCCGUGGUGGGGGACGUGGUGGAGCUUCGCUGCGAGGCCCAGAGCAGCUCUCCCCUGAUCCAGUACCGGUUUUAUCACGAGGAUGUCACCCUGGGGAGCAGCUCGGCCCCCUCUGGAGGAGGAGCGUCCUUCAACCUCUCUCUGACCCCAGAACAUUCUGGAAACUACUCCUGUGAAGCCAACAAUGGCCUGGGGGCCCAGGGCAGCGAGGCGGUACCACUCAGCAUCACAGAGCCCCCAUCCAAAAUCCACUUGACAAAUGGUCCCCACCGCUGCAAAGGGCGGGUGGUGAUGGAACAGGACGGUAGCUGGGGCACCGUGUGUGAUGACGGCUGGGACGUGAAGGAUGUGGCCGUGGUGUGGCGGGAGCUGGUCUGCGGAGUAGCCAAGCACACCCCUGCAGGCCUGCUGUACCUGCCGUUGGCAGAGGAAGACCAGUCCGUGUUUCUUCAAGUGGCCCUUGCAACGGGACCGAGGAUGCUGGCUGAAUGUGAGCAGGUUGAGACCUUUGACUGUGAUCACAGUGAGGAUGCAGGUGCAGUGUGUGAAGGUAGGUGA